Messenger RNA from Alosa sapidissima (American shad), 946 nucleotides. RefSeq names its product proteasome 20S subunit beta 13a (gene psmb13a). NCBI's taxonomy places the organism in Eukaryota, Metazoa, Chordata, Actinopteri, Clupeiformes, Clupeidae. Gene Ontology annotation, molecular function: threonine-type endopeptidase activity. Bases 82 to 915 code for a protein of 277 amino acids. Gene Ontology annotation, cellular component: proteasome core complex. The transcript is spliced from 8 exons. The record is from RefSeq and is a predicted model, not a curated record.
GCGACCUCGCUUGAUGCUGGGAAGCAUUGCGGGGUGGAUUGGUGAGCCAAACAUUCACAAGGGGGGAAAUCGUACUCCAACAUGGCACUGUCUUACGUUCUUGAAACACCUGUAACAGGUUUUAACUUUGAAAAUUCGACGAGAAAUGCUCGAUUGGAGAGUUUACUUGGGGAGAUGAAGGUCAAGGCACCUAGACCACUUAAAACAGGGACUACCAUCGCAGGAGUUGUUUGUAAGGAUGGGGUGGUCCUAGGAGCAGAUACUAGAGCCACUUCAAGUGAGGUGGUGGCUGAUAAGAUGUGUGCAAAAAUCCACUACAUUGCUCCAAAUAUAUAUUGUUGUGGUGCGGGCACAGCAGCAGAUACAGAAAAAACUACAGAGAUACUCUCCUCCAACCUCGCCAUCUUCUCCAUGAACAGCGGCAGGAACCCACGCCUCGUCAUGGCUGCUAACAUCCUACAGGAUAUGCUCUUCAGGUACAAGGGCCAGAUUGGGGCCCAUCUUAUCCUUGGAGGGGUAGACUGCACAGGGAGUCACCUUUAUACUGUUGGGCCCUAUGGAAGCAUGGAUGAAAGGCCUUAUUUGGCAAUGGGGUCUGGAGACCUUGCUGCUAUGGGAAUACUAGAGGACAGGUUCAAACCUAAUAUGGAGAUGGAGGAUGCCAAGACUUUGGUGCGUGAUGCCAUCCAUGCUGGCAUAAUGAGUGACCUUUGCUCUGGAAACAAUAUAGACAUUUGUGUCAUCACCAGAAAGGGUGUGGACUACAUAAGACCAUAUCAAGAAUCAGAAUAUAAGGACAAGAGGCAAAGGACAUACAAGUACAAGCCAGGCACAACUCCUGUUUUGGGAGAGAAUGUGAUUCCCCUUGAAAUUCAACUAGUGGAGGAGACCGUACAGCGGAUGGACACAGCUUAAUCAUUACAACAUUAAAUAAUUUGCCAUAUCA